Molecule: messenger RNA, 2566 nt
Organism: Octodon degus (degu)
Lineage: Eukaryota; Metazoa; Chordata; Mammalia; Rodentia; Octodontidae
Product: forkhead box protein L1
Exons: 3
Coding region: 132-803 (223 amino acids)
Biological process (GO): anatomical structure morphogenesis; cell differentiation; regulation of transcription by RNA polymerase II
Molecular function (GO): RNA polymerase II cis-regulatory region sequence-specific DNA binding; DNA-binding transcription factor activity, RNA polymerase II-specific
Source: RefSeq, a predicted model, not a curated record
GCCUCUCCGGCUUUGGAUUGGACGAGAGAGGACCGGGCGGGGCAGCGGCGCGGGCUCAGCAGCUCCGUGCACACUCCGCCCGGACGUAGCACCUAGCCCGAGCCGGCGGGCGGCGCGGAGGAGUCGCCAGGAUGUUCGACAGUUCGCAGUACCCCUACAACUGCUUCAACGACGACAACGACGACUACCCAGCCGGCAGCUCGGACGAGGAGAAGCGGCUCACGCGGCCCGCGUACAGCUACAUCGCGCUCAUCGCCAUGGCCAUCCAGCAGAGCCCAGCGGGCAGGGUGACACUGUCUGGCAUCUACGACUUCAUCAUGCGCAAGUUCCCCUACUACCGCGCGAAUCAGCGCGCCUGGCAGAACUCCAUCCGCCACAACCUGUCGCUCAACAGCUGCUUCGUCAAGGUGCCGCGGACCGAGGGCCACGACAAGGGCAAAGGCAACUACUGGACAUUCGCUGGCGGCUGUGAGUCGCUGCUCGACCUCUUCGAGAACGGGAACUUCAGGCGGCGGCGGAGGCGGCGAGGACCCCGGUGCGAAGGGGCGAAGGCAGGGAGGGCAGAGGGGCCCCCGAGGCCGUCAGAACCCGCCUCAGACCGCGCCCCCUGCCGUCAGGCUGCGGCGCCCGCGGGCCCCGCGGCUCUAGGCAAUGACAGCCGCCGGGACAUCAAGUUCAGCAUCGACUACAUCCUGUCUGCGCCAGACCCCUUUCCCGGUUUCGGGUCACCCUGUCUCUUACAGGAGGGCAGAGGUCCUUCCCUGGAGCCCCAACAAAUGAGUCUCUGCUUUUGGACAGUGUGAGUCCCCUAUGCUGUCUGGGGUCCAGGCCCUCCCCAGAAGCCGACUUAAACCCUAAACACCCUGGAACCAAGAAGCCUGGAUAUCCGUAUCUUCAGACUUAUUCCCAGUGCACACCCCAAGGUGAAGAGAACAUGAAAGACUGUCUCCUAAGAGAUAUUUACUGUGACAUGAGACUAUUCAUUCAGAAAAAGUUCCAUGCUUGCAGGGAAGCUGCUUGGUUCUAGCCUGACUUCAGGGUUUGCUUUGAAUUUGUGAGACAACUGCUCUGAGGAGAAAAGCCAAGAGAACAUUCCCUGGAGUAGAGUAGCCUUUCCUUCCAGGUCCUGUGAGAUAUGGCUGCAUAAAUAGCCUUGUCCCAAAGUUGUUGGUGUGCCCAGUAAGCAGAUAAUGAAGCUGGCUUGCUCCGUCUGUGUGCAUAAAGCUAACAGCAAGCUCAAAGACAGACAUUACUUGGUCCCUGAAGAGCAGUCACCCCCAGGUGUACAGUGGGCUUCCUGUUUGCGCGAUGUGGUCGAUGGGAAGAGAUGAACCUCUCGUGUGCGUGAGCAGAAUAUUCUGGUGACAAUUUUCAAAGGCCUUUGCAGUUUUUAAACAGGAAAGAAAGCAGGGUGGGAAUGAGGGGCCCAAAUCUGGGGGGACACUAGGGCAAAGUCUUGCCCUGGUUGUUCUGAGAUAGGGAAGGGCUUCAUUCCACCUGGUCUGGCUCCUGAACAAGCAGCCACCCUAGCAGACUGUUGACAGCCCCGCUGUACUGCAAGGUGCAGGAUCGAGAGCAGCCACAGUCAGUAUACUCCAUUUGAAAUGUAAAUGUUUUAAUUACUUCAAAGAGACCAGCAGUUAGACAGGCAGUUUUAAAAACACAAUUACACAUUGUGAAACUAUUUGACCAACCUUAUCAUUUUUCACGAGCCCAUUUUUGCAGAGGUAAUUGCUUUCCGUGACUUAAUUUGAACAUUAGUAUGGAUUACACCUAAUCUGAUCCACUAGGUGACAAAGAUUGGUUAAUUCUGUGAGCGGCAAAAACACACCCAAGGAGCCUGGCUGUCUGGAUUAGAAAUUGCAGUCUCGCUUUAUCAGACUCUUAAAAACAGGUUGAGGGUGUGUGAAGGUGGGCAGGCAGCUGAGACCGGCGGAGCCAAGCGGAGACCUACUUGGUCCUGGUGGCAUUUUUGUUCGGAAGGCCUAAAAUUUCAUUAACUCUUUAAUUGCUCAUCUACCAUGUAAAUAGAGAGCUUGUGUGUUCAUUUAAUUGUUUUCAAAAGAGGGGAGAAGGCAUUCCUGACAGAUGCUUGCUAAAGUGAGGGUGAGAUGCCCGUUCCCUGGCUUUCACACCCGUCCUGUGCCAGAGCCACCCCAGUUCUGCCGAAGAAGAGCCAACCUCCAUGCUAUUUGCUGAAAGCGGAAGUGAGGGGGUGCAGACACCUCUCCUUUGUAAAUGCCAGCUGCCUGUCUCCAGAACUCUUUGCUAGGAACGUCAACACUCUGAUGGGCUCCCUAUGCCAGCCAAGGAUGUAUGCAGCCCACAUGCCAGACCUGGAGGUGGCUGCUGCCACUCUGUGCCCAUUUUAUGGAUAGGAUCGGCAGAGCUCCUUGCCCUGUAGGGUUUGUUCAGGGUGUUGGAUGGCCACAUGGGUGUGUAUCUGUCUGUCCGACCUGUGUGUGUUGUGUUUCUCUGCAGUCCUCCUAUUUAUGUCCUUGGUCAGAUAUGCUAAAAGUAUCAAUCUAAAUUACACUAGACAUGAUUUAGAUGGUGAUGUGAUAUA